Messenger RNA from Arachis ipaensis, 1269 nucleotides. The record is from RefSeq and is a predicted model, not a curated record. Lineage: Eukaryota; Viridiplantae; Streptophyta; Magnoliopsida; Fabales; Fabaceae.
UAAAUCAUUUGAAAGUUCUAAUUUUGCUACUUUAUUCAGUUGUAUGUAUUGGUGUUGUUUGAUUGGUUGUGUGUCCCUUUGUUGAUCUUGCUUGGUGUAUUGUAGUGUUUUUUGUUUCUUGAUUCUCAAUGAAAAAUGAAAGCUUGACAAUUUUCCUUUCUCAAUUAGCUAUUAAGGCAUAGUUUGAUAUGAUAAACAUAGUUGAAUCUAUUUUUACUUUUUGUUGAGUUGAGUUCAGCUUAAUUAUGUUAUGCUUGGUUGCCAAUGAUUACGUAGCUGGUUUCAGGUCUAGAUAAUCAAGGAGGAUUUUAGAUGAGAUUGGAGGAGGAUAAGUUAUCAGAGAGAAAGUAGCAAUAGCACAUGUUGAAGAAAAAUAUGUUGUUCAGAUGGUUUUAUGUAUUUUCUUGGAGUAGAAACAAAAUGAUAAAUUUCCCUCAAGAAAAUGUUAAUUUUUUGUUACACAUAUUUCAAAACUGAUGCAAGUGUUUUAUUUUUUGUUUCUUAAUACAGGUAUUAUGGACAUAUCUUUGUUAAAUGUGCUCUCCAAUGGCAUAUCCUCAUUUUUGCAUCCAUCAUUUUCAGAAUUGACCAAAAAAAAGUUGUAUCAAAUUUAACAUGUGCUUGAGGAUGACCCUAGAUAUUGGGAAGUGAUGUCAUCUGCACUCAGUUGGUUGGCUUGAUAUUGUGGUUAGUAAAAAGCUAAUGUAUUUCUUUCAUUUUCUUCUUCACAUAUAUUGUUUCCUUGUAAAUAAAUACUGCAUGUUGAAGUUGGCUUUUGUGUACAGGUGAAAAUGCUGAGGUUGCAUGGAUCUUAUCAACUAGAUCAGCUUAGUAAUUGUGAGUUAGAGAAUGGGCUUGUGGAGGCAGUUGCUGUUCUUAUUUCCAAAAUGCCCCGCCUAUGUCAUGAAUCUACUAAUGGAAAAUUAGGUGAACUCCUUAAAUCCAAGCCUGACUUCAUCAAGGUAAAGUUUGCAAUCCAAUACAUGCGAAGAGCAAUUCAAAAGCUUUUAGGUUGCACUGAAGAAAAUCCAGAAGAAGGGAAAGGGUGCUGCCUAAUUGUUCUAUUCUCAUACUUGUAUUUUGGAUGAAAUGGAAUGAGUCUUAUAAUGACUUUAGUUAUCUACAUGUAAUAUUUUGAUGUCUUGUGUACUUUUUGAAACGAGAUUUUACGUGUUAUUACAUGUAAUCGAUAUUUACACUAUUUUUAUUUGUGUUGUUUGGACUAAAAACAUAUCUAGCUUAUAAUAAAAUUUUUAUGAUUUAGAUUUC